AUGCCCGCCACUCAGAAAGCCCUCCUUCUGCCCCAGAAGCAUGGCGAGUUUGUCGUCGGUAAUACUCCCAGUUAUACGCCAGGACCCGGAGAGCUCCUCAUCAAAGUCCAUGCCGCGGCUCUGAACCCACUUGACUGGAAGAUCCAGAAAUAUGGGAUUUAUGUCGAAGAGUUCCCCGCCAUCCUCGGUCAGGACAUCGCUGGAGAGGUAGAGGAGGUCGGUGAAGGCGUUACGGAUUUCAAGAAGGGCGAUAGAGUUUUCAGACAGGCCCUCUUCUCAAGCCGUACGAACGGUUUCCAGCAGUAUACGAUUGGUCCUGCGUCUUCAACCGCAAAGAUCCCUGCGAACAUUUCGUUCGACGAAGCAGCGACACUUCCCGUGGUUCUGAGUGCCGCCUACGUCGGGCUGUAUGGCGGGCCAACAUUCGGGCAGGGUAAAACACCGCCAGUCACCCAAGAGGGUCAAGGAGAGUACGCCGGGCAGCCCAUUGCUAUACUCGGCGGUGGAACUUCUGUUGGGCAAGUCGCUAUUCAACUGGCGAGGCUAUCUGGCUUUUCGCCCAUCAUUGCGACUGCAUCGCUCAAGCACGCCGAGGCGCUCAAGUCUCUGGGUGCCACAGCAGUUUUCGACCGCAAACUUUCCAGUGCCGAACUUUCCGCCGAGAUUGCGAAGGUCACAACUGGAAAGUCGUUGAACGUCGUCUUUGACACUGUCGGCUUGCCAGUCACUCAGCAAACUGCGGUCGACAUCGUCGCCCCUGGUGGCGCCGUUUCAGUUGUGCUUCCUCCCGACGCGAGUGUGAAGAUCCCGGACGACAAGACAGUAUACCAAGUUCUUAGCCUUUUGACGCUCCCACCGAACACAAAGCUGCUGGAGGCGCUUUAUCACGAUCAUGUCACGACUUGGUUGGAGAAGGGUAUUCUCAAGCCCAAUAGGGUCGAAAUCCUGCCGAACGGGCUUGCGGGGAUUCCGGACGGUUUCAAGAAGCUCGAGAAUGACCAGGUCUCUCGCGCUAAACUUGUCGCUCGUCCACAGGAGACUGUUUAG
Molecule: messenger RNA, 1047 nt
Organism: Cyclocybe aegerita
Lineage: Eukaryota; Fungi; Basidiomycota; Agaricomycetes; Agaricales; Hemipholiotaceae
Source: the annotation of a GenBank genome assembly